AUGGCCGAAGACCCCUCCGCCGCCUGGCCCAUCGCCGAUGAGAGCCUGACCCAGAGCCUGCUCGAUCUCGUCCAACAGGCCGGACACUACCGCCAGCUGAAGAAGGGCGCCAACGAAGCCACCAAGUCUCUCAACCGCGGAACGUCCGAGAUCGUCGUGCUCGCUGCCGACGCCAACCCGCUGGCCAUUAUCCUCCACCUGCCGCUUCUCGCCGAGGACAAGAACGUGCCCUACGUCUACGUCCCCAGCAAGAUGGCCCUGGGCCGUGCCACCGGUGUCUCGCGCCCCGUGAUUGCCACCAGCAUCACCACCAACGAGGCCAGUGACCUCACUGCCCAGAUCCGGUCUAUCAAGAACCAGGUCGAGCGCCUCAUGAUCUAA
This is a messenger RNA of Penicillium alfredii, 381 nucleotides long. RefSeq lists its product as uncharacterized. The record is from RefSeq and is a predicted model, not a curated record. Gene Ontology annotation, biological process: ribosome biogenesis; maturation of SSU-rRNA; mRNA splicing, via spliceosome. The coding region runs from base 1 to 381 and encodes 126 amino acids. Gene Ontology annotation, molecular function: RNA binding. NCBI's taxonomy places the organism in Eukaryota, Fungi, Ascomycota, Eurotiomycetes, Eurotiales, Aspergillaceae. The transcript has a single exon. Gene Ontology annotation, cellular component: U4/U6 x U5 tri-snRNP complex; box C/D methylation guide snoRNP complex; small-subunit processome.